Messenger RNA from Mercenaria mercenaria, 5173 nucleotides. RefSeq names its product solute carrier family 12 member 3-like. The record is from RefSeq and is a predicted model, not a curated record. Bases 227 to 3868 code for a protein of 1213 amino acids. Gene Ontology annotation, cellular component: membrane. The transcript is spliced from 22 exons. Gene Ontology annotation, biological process: cell volume homeostasis; sodium ion transmembrane transport; potassium ion homeostasis. Gene Ontology annotation, molecular function: sodium:potassium:chloride symporter activity. Lineage: Eukaryota; Metazoa; Mollusca; Bivalvia; Venerida; Veneridae.
ACGACGAAAAUAUUGAAAUUAACCUGUGAUCUGUUUUACGCACUUUCAUUAUAUUUUUCUAAGAAGUACAAAUUAAACAUGUUGAUUUUGAUUAUGCACUUCUUUUUUAUCCGUGGCAUUGCGUAAACGCGCUAUUUUUUGACAGACGGCGACGUAAUUACAAAGCUGACAAUUAAUUAUUUUAUGACAAAACAUACGGUGUAAAUUAGAUUUAAUUAAACCAGACAUGGAUCAUAAACAAACUACAUAUGCUAUAAAAGCCAUUGAUAAGUUUGAUACGAAUACAUUACCAACGAUAGCUGUUAUUGCAGAAAGUGGAAACGAAAUGGGAGACAUGGAUAAAGAUCUGGAAUCUAAUGACACUAGUGUACCAUUCUCACAUUAUAAGGACCCCGAAAAUUCGUUGGAAGAUGAAACUGAUUUGGAAUCAAAUGCUGAUACAAAAGGCAUUCAUGGUUUGUUAAAAUCUGGACUAAAAACGCUGGACACUGGAAGUGAAGGCGGCUUGCCCGGAAGUAGAAAAGUAUCGUUUCAUAGUGAUGUUGGGAGCCAUAGUCAGCCUAACAGCAGGAAAGUUUCACAGAAUACCGACGCUGGCGGAUUUGUUCAACCGAUGCAAUAUUUGCAUCCAGUUUACUCGGGAAUUCCUCUGGCGCCAAACUACCGACGGAUUUCAUCACAGCCGUUCGCUUAUUAUGCCGAACAUCCUCCAAGUAGGAAAUCUUCAGCGGAAGUUUUCUAUUAUCCGCCAGCUCAGCAUUUGCCAAGACCCUCACAGCACGGGAAAGUGUCGGUAUUCUCUAUUGGGAACGCUUCGGACACAGGCACGAUAGGCGGUGAUUUUGCAGAGAGUGUUCCACAGUUAGAACACUAUCGAAUUAGCGUGUUUGACAACCAGCGGCCGACACUUUACCAACUUCGCGAGGAUGACCUGCGAGCGGCAGAGCAAAAUACGCCGACGGGACCACCGACCGAAUUGUUUGCUGACGAGUUGUACGAUGAUGUUGAGGAAGGAAAAGAAAAAAGUACGUCGGUUACAACCUCUGGACUCAAGUUUGGUUGGAUACAGGGCGUAUUGGUACGAUGUUUAUUGAACAUAUUUGGUGUGAUGUUGUUUUUGAGGUUGUCCUGGGUGACUGGCCAAGCGGGUAUCGGACUAGCUACUGUCAUUAUCGCUUUGUCAGGCAUAGUUACGUCUAUAACCACCAUGUCAAUGUCGGCAAUUUGUACAAAUGGGGAAGUAAAGGGAGGUGGAGCCUAUUACAUGAUAUCCCGGAGUUUAGGGCCUGAAUUUGGCGGUUCUAUUGGUGUUGUGUUCGCACUCGCCAACGCUAUCGCCGCUGCAAUGUAUGUUGUUGGCUUUGCCGAAACUGUCAGAGAUAUUAUGUGGGAAAACGACGCCUAUAUUACUGGUGACAGUAUUAAUGAAGUUAGAAUCAUUGGUCUAGCCACGUGUUGUUUGUGUUUGGGAAUCGUACUGAUUGGUAUGGAAUGGGAGGCGAAGGCGCAACUUGUGUUACUGGCCAUACUGACUAUUGCUAUAAUCAAUUUCUUCGUCGGCACGUUCAUACCACCCGACGAUGAAAAAAAGUGGAAAGGUGUCGUCGGAUAUAAUGAUGAAACAUUUUCAACAAACUUCAUUCCACAUUUCACAGAGGAAAAUAGUUUUUUCUCAGUCUUUGCAAUAUUUUUUCCGGCGGCCACCGGUGUCCUUGCAGGGGCCAACAUUUCCGGAGACCUUAAGGACCCACAAACGGCAAUUCCGAAGGGGACUUUCCUUGCUGUUUUACUCACAUCACUCGUGUAUAUUACUAUGGUAUGGUCCAUUGGCGGUUGUAUAGUGCUCACGGCUGUUGGAGAACUUCUGUCACCGGAAAUGGGUGUAGAUCCAGUUACCAACGCUACCAUAAUUCCAACUGUAGACAUAGUGCAACAAUGUGAAGCAUUCAAUCAGUCGUGUGAAUCGGGUCUUCUGGAAGAUACUGGGAUGGUUGGUGUAGCCUCUGCAUGGAGACCGCUGAUCCUGGCCGGUAUAUUUUCCGCCACAUUGUCGUCUGCGUUAGCCAGUAUGGUGGGAGCGCCAAAAGUGUUUCAGGCGUUGGCGAAGGACAAACUUUUUCCUUUUAUACAUGUCUUUGCAAAGGGCUACGGACCUAGUGGUGAACCAAAACGAGCAUACUUUCUUUGUUUUGGUAUAUGUUUGGCCAUGGUUUGCGUUGGUUCUCUUGAUCUUAUUGCGCCGAUCAUUUCUAAUUUCUUCUUGAUGGCGUACGCAAUGAUCAACUUCUCGUGCUUCGAUGCCUCGGUGGCAAAUUCCCCAGGAUUUAGACCCGGCUUCAAGUAUUACAAUAAAUGGUUAAGCCUACUUGGUUCCCUGCUUUGUAUUGCGGUCAUGUUCCUGAUCAACUGGUGGGCGGCUCUGGUGACAUUUAUGAUAGUUGCCGGUCUAUAUUUCUACGUCUUCAGAACAAAGCCAGAAGUAAACUGGGGCUCAUCAACACAGGCUAAUGCUUACAGAGACGCCCUGAAAACUACGCUUAAACUGAUAAAUGUAGAUGAUCACGUGAAGAACUAUCGCCCACAGAUACUCGUGCUCACUGGCUACCCGAGAAAUCGUGCAAACCUUGUAGAUUUUGCUGCAUCGAUAACGAAAAAACAGAGUCUUUUGAUCUGUGGACACGUCUUUCAGGGUGACUUUGAGGAACACAUGACCCGAGUUCGAUCCAUGUCAGCAUACAGAUGGUUUGAGAGCAAGAAGGUGAAAGCAUUUUAUAGCAGCGUAUGUGCACCAACAUUCAGAAUAGGUGUACAAGUCCUCCUUCAGGCUGUUGGCGUGGGUAAAUUACGACCAAACACGGUGCUACUCGGGUACAAGAACGACUGGCAAAAGGCUGAACCGAGAGAGGUUCUCGACUACUUUAAUGUCAUACAAGAUGCCUUUGAUUUGAAAUAUAGCGUAGGGAUCUUACGUUCUGUUGGUGGGUUUGAUAGAAACAAAGUUCCAGAUGAUUUACUAGAUCUAGAUAAUCCGGAACUAUUUGAAUCAGACGAAGAACUCGAUGAUGAUGAUGAUGAAGCACUUGAUGCUACAGAUAAAGACACUACUAAAGAAUCUAACAGCACUUCAAAUAACAGCAAUGAGAGAAAUAUCAGAAAAGUAAAAACAAACAAUAUGCGACUGAAGCGCUUGAACACCCUGGACGAAGGAAUGGAAAAUUUGGCAUUUGAAGAGGCACAAACCAAUGCGGACAAUAUCAGGAGUACCCCUGCACUGCCUGACAGACAGACUGUAAACUUUAAGGACAAACACUACGGUACCAUAGAUGUUUGGUGGCUGUAUGAUGACGGAGGCUUGACGCUUCUCUUGCCGUUUAUUCUACAUCAAAGAAAACAAUGGAAACAUGCAAAACUGCGUGUAUUCUGUCAAUGUACGAAGAAAGGGGACAUUACUGAAGACCAGACUAGAAUGGCUUCUUUGUUGGCAAAGUUCCGUAUUGAAUAUUCAGAACUAACCGUGGUGACCGAGUUAAACAAGAAACCACAGCUUACAACGUACAGAGAGUUUGAAAGUCUCGUGCAUCAGUGGCGCGUGAAACCCGGGGAAUUCCAAGAAGACUACCCAUGGAAAAUUGCAGAUACCGACCUGAUUGAGCAUAAACAAAAGACCUACAAAAAUCUCCGUAUAAGAGAAAAACUUUUGGAGCAUUCGAAAGAUGCAUCCCUUAUUGUGAUGACUUUACCGGUACCUCGGAAGACGUCAUGCCCGGCAGGUCUAUACAUGGGUUGGCUGGAGAUUCUGACAAAAGGGCUUCCCCCUACCCUUCUACUUCGAGGAAACCAGGAAAGCGUUCUCACUUACUACUCAUAGUAGAUCAUAUAUAUUCCGUGUCUGUAUAUAAAACUUGUACAUCGACAGGUCGAUUCCUUAUCCUUGAUUUUGUCUACGUUUUCCGACAAAUGAUAAGACCGUUGUGAGCUUGCAGUUGUGUUCUUAGUAGAAGCAUCGUCAUCGUACUGUUGAGUAGUGUGUAAAAUGACCGAUUGCUCAAAGAUCUCUUUUGCGAGAAUUUGUGCUGAAAAUUUGGCCUACACUCAUAAUGCAUCAUAUCUUUAUGAAGUUUACAGCUUUUAAUCCAUAUGAUUAUUAAAGUGUCUAAGGCCAACAUUUUACAAAGACAUUUAUGACAACACAUGAACAGUAGAACCUUACACAGAACGUGAUGUACAUGUUAUACUGUCACAAUACACUCAGAUAAAAAGUGAGCAGUGAACUUCAGAUUUAGAGAAAUGUGAAACAAAAACAAUAAAGUUUCAGGUAUUAUUUAUUUCAUUGCUCAGUAAAAGACCAUGCAAGAUUUACAUAAAUAUUAACCUUUAACAACAUAUAUUUCUUGAUUUAAAUGUAUCCCGAACAAAGUGUAUCAAUUUUUGUAAUUAUUUGAACAAAUUAAAAGAAAAGGAAAAAGCUAUUAAAAUACACGGGUAAAUAUUUUCAAGAAACCAGUGCUGAUUUUAUUAACGCCAAUUUAGCUUUAAUCCGCUGUAAUCACUCGAAACAAAUGUAAUACGUAGGUAUCUGAUGUACGAACAAUUUCAUGCUGCAGGCUUAAGGUAACCAAAUCACAAGGUACUCAUUGCUUGUAUAAUGGUCUGUUUGAAUUGUAGCUGUUUUCAUUAGAUUUUAAGAGAUAAUAUACCUUGAUAUACUAUCUAGAGAUUGGCUUAUAAACGCUCCGCUUCAUAUAAGCCGGGGUCAGAAUAUCAUUUUUCUUGUGACGUGGAAAUCUGCAUUUCAUAUUUUUGAAUUACUCCAAAUAUAUCAUUAUUCAUAACAGAUCAGCUUAUAUUGCAACAACCCGAAAGAGAAUUAUGUUUACGAUGUUCAUAUGUCAAAAAUAUUAUUUCCGUAGCCUUAAUUGGUAACGUAAUUGUAACGAUUGUCCAGGACACCUUGAUAAUUGCUAUUUCAUUUGUCUUUAUUAUCUUAUUUUAUUUUUAAUUGGGUUUUUUUUUCAAGCCCAAAAUCUGCCAAAUCUGAAACUCAACCAGAUGGUCGUUAUAAAGUGGACGUCUCCCAUAUCCGAAAGCACGCGUGCUUAACCAAAAUCAAACAUGUUAUUCCAGUGGAUUUUUUAAAUUCGUAGUUAGAUUACCGACUUCGUUGUUUUUUUUU